CGGGGAAAGUUGUGGCAGCAGACUGAAGUUUUGAGACUUUUGGAGAGGCGCUGGGACGCCGGACACCAUGCAUCCGGAUGUGGUGCUGCUCAUCUUUCUGCUUUGGAUGGUCGUUGUGUCCGGGCAGCCGCGUCCGAAAGGUCAAAUACUGCAGUCAUACAGACACGUCAGGUCGAAAAGAGAGAUGCCUCCGACAAAAGGAUCCAGUCGCAAGAUUGGCAGUCCCAUACUCAAGAGGAGUCCAGACAUAACUAAAGCCUGGGGUACAAAGACAGAGCAUCUGCUGAGGAUAAACGAGCAUGACUUCACAAUGAGGCCAGGAUUUGGAGGGCCUGCAGUCCCAGUUGGAGUGGACGUUCAGGUUGAAAGUUUGGAUGCUAUUUCAGAGGUGGAUAUGGACUUUACUAUCACCCUGUACCUGAGGCACUACUGGAAAGAUGAACGUCUGUCGUUCAGAAGCAACAACAACCACAGCAUGACCUUCGAUAGCCGCCUGGUGAAGAAAAUCUGGGUACCUGACAUGUUUUUCGUCCACUCGAAGAAGUCUUUCACCCAUGACACCACCACUGACAACGUCAUGCUGCGAGUGUACCCGGAUGGUAAAGUCCUCUACAGCCUGAGGGUGACAGUCACGGCCAUGUGUAGCAUGGACCUGAGCCGCUUUCCUCUCGACACUCAGACGUGCUCGUUGGAGAUAGAGAGCUAUGCGUAUACAGAUGAUGACCUGAUGCUGUACUGGAAGGAAGGGAACAGGUCAUUAAACACAGACGAGAGAAUUUCUCUCUCCCAGUUCCUCAUACAGGAGUUCCACACCACCACAAGGCUGGCCUUCUACAGCAGCACAGGCUGGUACAACCGUCUGUACAUCAACUUCACUCUGCGCCGUCACAUCUUCUUCUUCCUGCUGCAGACCUACUUCCCUGCCACUCUGAUGGUCAUGUUGUCUUGGGUGUCCUUCUGGAUCGACCGCAGGGCCGUCCCUGCCAGAGUGCCAUUGGGUAUAACCACAGUGCUCACCAUGUCCACCAUCAUUACCGGAGUCAACGCCUCCAUGCCCCGGGUGUCAUACAUCAAAGCUGUGGACAUUUACCUGUGGGUCAGUUUCGUCUUUGUCUUCCUGUCGGUGAUAGAGUACGCUGCAGUCAACUACCUGUCCACUUUACAAGAACGCAAGGAGAGGAAACUCAGAGACGGGCUGCUGUGUACCUGUGGCAUGACCCAUCCUGGCAUGAUGUCAGCCAGCUACAGUGAGGUGGAUGCCAACACGACAGGAAACUACGGCAUGCCCGAAGUGAACGGCAUUAAACGAGAGAGGAUGCUGGUGCAGCUGGCGAUGGAGAGCGACCAGGUCACCGGUCAUGUUGGCUCCAGUGCUUAUGCCAACAUCUGGAUUGACACACAUGCCAUAGAUAAGUACUCCAGGGUUGUCUUUCCUGGAUCUUACAUCCUCUUCAACAUCAUCUACUGGUCUAUCUACUCCUAACACAGAUGGGACUCAAACAGACCUGUGGGUAACACAAGUCUCGACACUUGUAGCAGACAGUAAAGUCACUUUUCAAAGUGGUUAGCAGAUGUUGCAGUAGAGUGAAGACAUGUGCACUACACUUGCAGAUUCAAGCUUUUGUGUCUUCAAUCUGAAAGAAAAUAGAACAUGAAGUACAUCAGUGCUCAACACAUCUGCUUCACCUCAGAUGGGUCUCAACAGAACCUCAGAGAACCUGGGAACAACAGGACAUCAGAGGGAAAACCAGAAAACAUUUCUCCAUAAAAUAUG
Molecule: messenger RNA, 1774 nt
Organism: Larimichthys crocea (large yellow croaker)
Lineage: Eukaryota; Metazoa; Chordata; Actinopteri; Sciaenidae
Product: gamma-aminobutyric acid receptor subunit rho-1
Exons: 10
Coding region: 68-1483 (471 amino acids)
Biological process (GO): monoatomic ion transmembrane transport
Cellular component (GO): membrane
Molecular function (GO): extracellular ligand-gated monoatomic ion channel activity; transmembrane signaling receptor activity
Source: RefSeq, a predicted model, not a curated record